Molecule: messenger RNA, 1995 nt
Organism: Nerophis ophidion (straightnose pipefish)
Lineage: Eukaryota; Metazoa; Chordata; Actinopteri; Syngnathiformes; Syngnathidae
Product: zinc finger protein OZF-like
Exons: 3
Coding region: 310-1959 (549 amino acids)
Biological process (GO): regulation of transcription by RNA polymerase II
Molecular function (GO): RNA polymerase II cis-regulatory region sequence-specific DNA binding; DNA-binding transcription factor activity
Source: RefSeq, a predicted model, not a curated record
GCAGCUAUAUCGACUCACUGCAAAUAUAGCAACACAAAUGUCAUGGAUGCGUCUUUUCUAAAGCCCACAAAGCGGAAGUUGAGUUUGGAGCGAUGGAAUUUUAUCUGACGAGAAGAUUGACGACUCGUUUUUGUUGACGUACCACUAUUUUGAAAAACAAAAAAAACGGAAGUGGUUGCCUUUCGCGCAUGCGCAAAGAGAUCGCGCAGCGGCAAAGACUUUGGCGCCAACCAAGAUGGCGGACUGAGCGGCUCUGGCUCUCCAGUUGAGUUUGGAGCAAUGGCGUGAAGAUUGAAGACGUGCUAGAAGAUGGACGACUACUGCUAUGCUAAGAUGGCGACGUCAUGUCAAAGAGAAAGUGAAAGAGAAUCAGCGCCACCAACUUCCAGCAAAUCACCAACGGAGAUAAAGAUAAAAACCGAAGAUGAAGACAUCCAGCAGCUGAUUAGUUAUCCAGAGGUACUUCCCACUGAGUCCUGGGUAGGGCGCUGGACUCUGAAGCAGGAGGAUGCACAGCCCCCCCGCAUCAAAAAGGAAGAGGAGGAACUUUCAAUCUCUCAGGAGGGAGAGUGUCUUCUAAGGCCGCAGGAAGCUAAACUCACCAAGUUGCCACUGACUGUUGUCUCGGUGAAGACUGAAGAUGACGAAGAGAAACCACCUGAGACCUUCCGUUGGUUGUGUCCUGCAAAGAACCAGCAGCCGAGUAGUCAUCAAGAAGAACUUCCCUCUGAGCUGCAGUGGGUUGAUUCAAACCUGAAGCAAGAGAAUCCACAGUCACCCCAAAUUAAAGAGGAAGAAGAGCAUCUCUGGAUCACUCGAGAGGGAGGGUGUCUUCUAGGAACGCAGGAAGCUGAUCUCAACAAGUUGCCACUGACUGUUGUCUCUGUGAAGGCUGACGAUGAUGAAGAGAAACCACCACCAGACAACCUCUUAGCUCCACUAUCAGAUAGUGAGGCUGAAGACGACGAUGAGGAACCUUUGAGCAGCGAUACAGACUGUGAAGGUGAUAUGAGGACUCACACUGACAACAAACAUUCUAAAAGCUCUAAAGUGAAACAUAUGAGCUACAAAAAGUGUUUGACCCGACAGAUGAGCACACACACAGGAGAAAGACCAUUUAAUUGUUCAGUCUGCGGUAAAAACUUUACUCACAAGAGCAAUUUGACGCAACAUAUGAGAACACACACAGGAGAAAGACCAUUUAAUUGUUCAGCUUGUGCUAAAAAAUUCACUCACAAGACCAGUUUGGCUGAACACAUGAGAACACACACUGGAGAAAAAACAUUUGAUUGUUCAGUUUGUGCUAAAAACUUUACUCACAAGACCAGUCUGAUUCAACACAUGAGAACACACACAGGAGAAAAGCCAUUUGAUUGUUCAGUUUGCAGCAAAAGCUUUUUUCAAAAGAGCCAUUUGACUGGUCACAUGACAACACACACACGGGAAAAAUCAUUUAAUUGUUUGGUUUGUGCUAAACACUUUACUCAAAAAAGCAGUUUGACUCAACACAUGAGAACACACACGGGAGAAAAACCAUUUAGUUGUUCAGCUUGUGCUAAAAACUUUACUCACAGGAGCAGUUUGACUCAACACAUGAGAACACACGCAGGAGAAAAACCAUUUAAUUGUUCAGUAUGUGGUAGAAGCUUUUUCCAAAAGAGCCAUUUGACUGGACACAUGAGAACACAUACAGGAGAAAAAACUUUUCAAUGUUCAGUUUGUCUUAAAAACUUUACUCACAAGAGCAGUUUGACUGAACACAUGAGGACACACACAGGGGAAAAACCAUUUAAUUGUUCACUUUGCGGUAAAGACUUUACUCACAAGGGUAAUAUGACUCAACACAUGAAAACACACACAGGAGAAAAAACAUUUAAUUGUUUAGUUUGUCGUAAAAGCUUUUUUCAAAAGUGUCAUUUGACGAGACACAUGACAACACACAAGAGAAAAGACAUGUAGUUUUUAUGUUUGUGAUAAAGGCUGUUUAAAGACAAA